AUGGAGAUCGAGAACAUCGUCGCCAACACCGUCUACAUCAAGGCCCGCGAAAGUACGUUCAAUUUUCUUCUUUUAUAAUAGUCAUCAAAUUUUAAACGUCAGAAACACGUAUUUUUUGUGUCCAAAAGAUUUAUUCGGCUUUAUUAAUCGACAUUUUUCGCUUUAAAAUCCUUAUAACACGUCAUUUGACAAUUUAUUUGUAUUAAUUUUCUUUUAUAUUGUAAUACAUAUUAGUUUUUUACCUCAUGUUUACUCUCUAUCAUUCAGGUGGAGGACAGAAGAAAGGAAAAAGCAAGAAAUGGAAGACCUAUCUACAGUUCCCUCAUUACAGCCAGUGCUUGUAUUUGAGAAACGAAAUUGAGCCCAGGUAAAAGCUUACAUCCGAUUUUUGCCCGUUCAUCUUUUUAUGACUGAAACAACAUUUUUGAAUGCAUCAAGAAAUCUCUUCCUAAAGUCUUGGUACAUUAAAAAAAUAUCUCUUGUUUGUUUUUCCUCACGAAAAACGUAUGACCAGAUAACCUAAACUUGGAGAACUCUUGGUCCUUUUUAUUUCCGGCCCAUAAAUAAUACCGAAUCUCAUAAAUCAAAUUUCAGCUACUCGUAUGUCGUGGAGAGACAGCCAAUCGGGCGAUUGUUAUUCCAGCAAUUUUGUGAGGAGAAUGAUCAGUACAAUCGAUGUUGCAACUUUUUGCAACGGGUCGAGGAGUACGAGACGAGCGAUGACGAUGGCCAAAGCCGGAGGGUCUUAGCCAAUGCUAUCGCGGCGCUAUUUGCACCAGAUCCUCAGUCGGAGACAGAAAACCAGCCGUCGGUAAGAGUUUCGGAAAAUUUGUGCCUAGAAUACAGUAAUCUAUUUUUUGCUUAAAUUGCCAUUUUUUACUAACCAUCAAAAAUUGAUGCCCUUUGGUUUCUGAUGCAAAAAAUUCGUCAAAUCCAGAAUGAAACUCAAUUUUUGGUGGAUUAAUAAUUUUAACUACGCAACUCUGCUGUAUUAUCUUCCGGAAUUUUAAGCCAAUAAUAACCUUUGCGUCAGAAAUGACACUUAAUUUGUCAUCAAAAAAUACGCGACAUCAUGAACAAUGUUUUGACCAAUUGAAUCAAAAAAUUGUUCAUAAUUUCCUAAAAUAGCCUUUGAUAUUUACGUCUAUGAUCUUUCGCCGUAUUUGGGAAGUUCAUGUGAAAAUAUUAUAAUUCAAUUUUUUCAGACAUCCCAAUCCGACGAGAACUGGUGCUCUUUCUUGAACGAGGAAGUGAUAAACAAGGCCAUCCAGAAUGCAAAUGACGCUACCCACGACCAAGAGCCUUCAUCUGACAUCUUCGCCGAGGCCUACAAGUAAGUUCACAUAUAGUAAUCGCAUUACAGGAAAGGGGGAAUCAAAGUCUGAAAUCUUGGAAAAAGUUGAACUAUUGGCAAAAAAUAGUCUGCAAUUUAUUCUGGCCUAAUUUCAGACAAAUAAGAGCCUUCCUCUCCGCCGAUCCCUUCAAAACAUUCCUCGAUUCCAUGUACUUCCAUCGAUAUCUUCAAUGGAAAUGGUUGGAAAAACGACCGGUCGAUAAGCAUACGUUUCGUUUGUACCGAGUACUGGGAAAAGGAGGAUUCGGCGAGGUCUGCGCUUGCCAGGUCCGUGCCUCCGGUAAGAUGUACGCAUUGAAGAAAUUGGAGAAGAAACGAGUCAAGAAACGCCACGCCGAGACCUUAUCCUUGAAUGAGAAGCAGAUCCUUCAGAAAAUCAACUCUCCAUUCGUCGUCUCGUUGGCCUAUGCCUACGAAACGAAAGAUGCUUUAUGUUUGGUGCUUACACUGAUGAAUGGUGGCGAUUUAAAAUUCCAUCUUUAUACGCUGUCACCUGGGGGUUUCGACGAAAAACGAGUUCAAUUUUACGCCGCAGAAAUCACAUUGGGAUUGCAACAUUUACAUCGAGAACGGAUAUUAUACAGAGAUCUGAAGCCGGAGAACAUUCUGUUAGACGAUUAUGGACAUGUGAGGAUAUCGGAUCUAGGGUUGGCAGUUGAAUUGAGGGAGAACGAGCCUAUCAAAGGAAGGGUCGGGACAGUAGGGUAUAUGGGUAAGUUGACAUUGCCAGAUCUCAUUUGUCUUUGCAUCCAAUCUCCCCAUUUUUUGCACUUUUAGGCCAUGCUCCUUCUAUUUUUACAGUCGCGAACCUACAGAGUUUGAUUUGCACUAUAAACAGCGUGAAAUGCGAUAUUAUCCAUGACAUUUCCGGCUUUGCCUUCAUAAGUCAUUCUGUCCAAAAAGCACGUCUACUUGUUAUAUUUCCGUUCAUUUCCGGUCCAGGAAACAUUGACAAUCCCCAAACAUUUAUUUUUAGCGCCGGAGAUUGUGAAGAACGAGCGAUAUUCGUACGGCGUUGAUUGGUGGGGACUGGGAUGUCUCAUCUUCGAAAUGAUUGAGGGAAAGGUGAGCUGUCAGCCGGCCCGGAACAAGUGUCAUGCCAACUAUAUUUCGGGAUAACAAGAUGGAAUACCGAAAAAAACAAAACAGAUCUUCGGCCGAUCACACGGCGAAAAACACUUUUCGUACGGCCAAGCAAACUCAACUACCGUAAUUACACAUGGACCGUGCAAACGGGAUUUUUUAUAAGACAUCAGGAGAAAACAUGAAUCCAGUUUGGCACUUUCCCCAUAAAUCAUCAAAGGCAUCAUUAAAAUAUACGGAGAUAUAAGCAUUUUCUUUAAGGCGCCAUUCCGUCAACGCAAGGAGAAGGUAAAACGAGAAGAAGUUGAGAGAAGAGUUCGUGAAGAUCAAGAAAAAUACACCGACAAGUUCAGUGAUGCUGCGAGGACUUUAUGCAGGGGACUAUUACACAAAGAACCUGGAUUUCGAUUGGGUUGCCGCAGGGUUCACAAACUAGAGGAAGGAGCAGAAGAAUUGAAAGCGCAUCCUUUCUUUAUGACUGGAGACGCAAAUACUGGCAGGGAACCGGUUCCAUGGAAGAAAAUGGAGGCUGGGAAGGUAAGUUGGACAAAUAGGACCAUCAAACAAAGUAUCUAUGCAACAAAGUAUCAUGAUGAUGACCAAUCUAAUGUAACAUCGAUUUUCUUUCAGCUGAGUCCCCCAUUCUGCCCAGAUCCUCAUUCCGUGUAUGCCAAGGACGUUCUGGACAUCGAGCAGUUCAGUACAGUCAAAGGAGUUCGUCUCGAUUCGAAUGACAACACUUUUUAUGACAAAUUUAACACCGGCUCCGUGUCAAUUCCUUGGCAAAACGAAAUCAUCGAAACUGAAUGCUUCAAUGAGCUGAAUAUCUUCUACAAGGACAACCAAAUAGUUCCAGAUCUGCGUCCAGAGAAUUCGAUUGACAACCUGAACAACAUCAAUGGGAAACAAGGAUUCUUUUCGAAGCUCUUCAAACGCAAAGUAAGUGGAUAUUUUGUUGUAGUAAAUGUCGAUAGCCAUAGUAAAAUCAGUAGUGGAAUAAAUGUAGUCUCACAAAAAACCUUUCGCAGCCUCUCAACGUUCUCUUACACUACUGUUUUAGCCGCAUUUACUCUACUCCUUAAGCCGCUUUUCUCAAUGUGGUGUAGUCUUGUGCCCCGUACUCCCUUACUUUCGGUGUUCGUCCGAUUAUAUUCAUUUUUAACGUUUUUCUCUUUUGUUUAGACACAAAAGAAGAUCUGAUCCCGAGAAGUGGCCUUCCGGACCUCCAGAAAACAAGGUAAUUUUCAUGUUUACCCUAACACUUACACCUGCUUUCUUGGUUCUUUUUUAUUUCGAUUUUAGUUUUUAUAAUCCACAAGGUUCUCGUUUUUUUAACCUAAUGCACGUAUUUUUUGUUGUCAAAGGCUAGGAAACAAUAUUAAUUUAGCUAAAGUAAGGUAAAUAUCUCAUUUCAAAAAAAUCAAUGCUUGAGCCCCUCUAUUAAUAAAUAAUUUAAUUCGAGCUUAAUUAAAUUAUCAUCUUAAUUUCAAAGUUUUAAUUGUAAAAUCACCAAGCUAUAUCACCUGUCAUCCACACUUUUAACCUUAUUUUCCCCCACCUAUCAAUCUACUAUCAUAUAAAUUUUCUGUCCUAAAACAGCACAAUUUCAGGAUCGACGACAGAUAUACUUCCAUCGCAGCUCAUUCGGCGUCGGCGAAGCCAUGGGCUGUCGUCGAUGCCAUCACACCCGCACUGAGGGACCUUGUACUUGCCAUACCUGCCGUUCCGAGCAUGAUCUUCGCAUGCUGAAGCUGAAGAACGGUCGCCAAUCUCUUCAGCCGUCCACCUCGAAUGGCGGGCAGAUCCAGCACAGCCCCACCACUCCUUUCGAUACCAACUCUCUUCCCCCACACCACUGA
Messenger RNA from Bursaphelenchus xylophilus (pine wood nematode), 4296 nucleotides. The record is from the annotation of a GenBank genome assembly. NCBI's taxonomy places the organism in Eukaryota, Metazoa, Nematoda, Chromadorea, Rhabditida, Aphelenchoididae.